AUGGCUCCUCGUCGGAAUAAGAAGUCUGAAGUCAAGCAACGCUCCAUCACCUCCUUCUUCCGGCCCCACCCUGCCGCUCCCGUUCCCGAUCCCGAGCCCAAGCCCGAAUCUGCCGGAUUGAGACUCUUUCCGAUAUUUGCCAAUAUGCUUGCCGACUGGAUUAAUGCCAUUGCCAAGCUAGAUUUCAAGGUUUGCAAGUGUCGACUGGUAUGGGACUUCAAUUCAGUUUCCAACAUUUCCAUUAUGCAUAAGAUCUUCCGUUUAGGACAGAAACAUGUCGGACAGGUUAAGCAAUGGAGGUCAUGGAGUCUUGAUAAGAAGCGAGCUGUCUUGGAAGCUCUUCAAAUAGGUACCAAAACCCCCACAGUUGAUCAGGAGCUCAGUAAGCACUCGUAUAACGAGAUUUUCGAUCCGGGUAGUGUCACCAACAAGGCCCCCAAUCAAAAGUUGCUUGAGUAUCUGAAGCGAGGUAGAGAUGUACCAUGCUGCGGAUCGACUAAGUGCAACAGAUAUGCAAAGGAGGCCGGAUAUGGUGAGAAGGGAGCCAACAAUACCGUCUGUCUUUAUUGGAUGGUCUAUUUCUUCUGUGACAAGAUACGAGGUCUCGUGUUGCAGAAGACAAUAGCGACAAUGGAAGAAAUCCGCUUCCAUAUACUCGACCGCUGGAACCUUCCCCUUGUCUGA
Messenger RNA from Fusarium venenatum, 684 nucleotides. RefSeq lists its product as uncharacterized. The record is from RefSeq and is a predicted model, not a curated record. NCBI's taxonomy places the organism in Eukaryota, Fungi, Ascomycota, Sordariomycetes, Hypocreales, Nectriaceae.